AUGGUGAAUGUCAUUGAUAAAACUCGCACUAUACAGGAGUUGCCUCGUUUGCAUGCCCUCACUUUAGCCGAUGAUGGUUCGCCCACCCAAGAUAAAACUUAUGUCCGUAUUCCACUCUUCAAAGGCAAAGUUAUUCUUCGCAUUAUUCUAAAGCCAGGUUCGUUGGCAGCUGGUGGAAGACCUGUCUUGUAUACCAAUUAUCCCAUUGAAGGUGAAUUUGAGAGACAUACAUUUCAUCCUGUCAAGUUCAUCAAGGAUCCCAAUCUACUUCAUGCCUAUUGUGACGUUAAGCUUGAUCUUCCUGGUGCUUACCAAUACAAGGUAGAGUACACUGCGGAUGAUAACGCCGGCAAAGUUACUUCGGAAGUGGGCUAUGUCGUUGCCGAGCCUCGUAUCGAAUUGCCUCGUGCCAACCCAUCCCAACAAGGCGAAUUGCUGCCUCUGGAUGGCUUGAUGAUCUUAUCCAUGGUGCCUAAAUGGAUGGGCCCUAUUACGCAAUGGAAGAAACUGAUUGACCAAGUGGAAUAUGCUGGCUACAACAUGAUUCAUUUUGUGCCUUUGCAAAAGCGCGGUGAUUCCAACUCGCCCUAUAGUAUCGCUGAUCAACUUGCUUUCGAUGACGAUGUGUUUGAUGAAAAGGACCGCAAAAAAUCCAAUAAGGAGAAGCUGGCUAUUGUUGAAAAAGCCAUCACCAAGUUGAAUACAGAACACGGCAUCCUUAGUCUCUCUGAUGUUGUUUGGAAUCACACCAGUAACAGCACCGAAUUUCUGUUGAAACAUCCUGAAGCUGGCUACAAUCUUCACAACUCGCCUUAUCUCGUUCCUGCAUACGAGCUGGAUACAGCAUUGAUUGAUCUUUCCGGAGAUAUGGACAAAGUUGGCUUACCACGUGAAGUCAAAUCCACUCAUGAUGCCGACAUCAUUGUCAAUUACAUCAAAGACCACACCUUCAAGGCCUUGAAGUUGUACGAAUACAAGGUGAUUGAUGUCGCUAAAUACGUUGAGGAAAUUCGCAAUGCGCUUAGAUCUCGUACUGCCGCUGCUGCUGAUGCAGAUCCAUCUGCUUUCAAGGAUGUGGUUCAUUUACCCGUCAAGGAACGCACAUAUCAUUUCGGAAAAAACGUCAUUCAAGAUGGACAUCUAGGCACUCGAUUCCACAAGUCUGUGCAUGUCUCCAAGGCAAUUGGAUUCUUGCUGGCUUUCAACAACAUUUCCAGCUUGGAUCAAGUCUCUGAGGAUCGUGUGGAUGCUUUGGCCGAUUCUUUCCAGGGCUUGUUGAAUGAUUACAACUUACCUCUGUACGAAGAAUACGAUAUGGAAUGCAAGGUCGCAUUAGACAACAUCAAGGGCAGACUUGUCUUUACUCGUUUAGCUGAAAAUGGGCCCAAAUUGGGUAGUAUCACAAAGAGCAACCCUGUCAUUGAGACCUAUUUCACUCGUCUUGAGGAUAAGAGCAAGAAGCAUCCUGCAGGUAGUAUGAUGUUGGCAAACAACGGUUGGAUUUGGAAUGCAGACCCUCUAGUUGAUUUCGCUGGUCCCGGUUCCACAGCCUACUUGCGUCGUGAGGUCAUUAUCUGGGGUGAUUGUGUCAAACUACGUUACGGAAAAGCGCCUGAAGACAACCCAUGGCUAUGGAAACACAUGCGCGAAUACACAGAGCAAGUCGCUAGCAUGUUCCACGGUAUCCGUAUCGACAACUGUCAUUCCACACCUAUCCACGUCGCCGAGUACUUUUUGGACGCUGCUCGCAAGAUUCGUCCUGAUCUCUAUGUGCUGGCUGAGUUGUUUACUGGGUCUCCCGAGAAGGACAAUGCUUUUGUAUCCCGCUUGGGUAUUCAUGCCUUGAUCCGUGAAGCCAUGCAAGCAUGGGACACGCAUGAGUUGUCUCGUUUGGCUCACCGUCAUGGUGGCAAGCCUGUAGGUAGUAUGGAUGAGGACAUGGUUUGGAAAUUGGUGCCUUACGAAGGAGAUGAACAUGAUCAAGUGCUUCGUAUUCCUAUUACCAAUGGCAGUAUGCCUCGCGCCCUCUUUAUGGACUGUACGCAUGACAACGAAACACCGUUCCAAAAGAGAACUGCAGAGGAUACGCUGCCUAAUGCUGCUGUUGUUGCAUUCUCUGACUGUGCUGUAGGUAGUGUCAAGGGCUAUGACGAAAUCUACCCUCGUCUCUUGGACAUUGUCAAUGAAAAACGCCAUUAUGAUCCCAACCCUCAACGCGAUACUGGCGUUAUUGCGGCCAAGCACAAGCUCUUGCGUCUGCACCAAAAAAUGUGUUUGGAAGGCUAUCAUGAAGUCCAUGUGCAUCAAGAGAACGAUUACUUGUUGGUCCAUCGCCAGCACCCUGGCUCUCAAUCUGGCUACUUGAUGAUCUCUCGCACUGCUUUCCCUGGCCAAGGAUCUGGCCAUUCUCCUAUCCAACUCCGUAAAUCAGAGGCAGAAUUCGAGUUUGCCUAUUCUCUCAAGAUUGACGGUCAUCAAGCCAAGGAAUCAGAAUACCUGGAGGGCCUUCCCUGCCAUUUGGAGGCUCUGGAUGCACCUCGAUUCGACCGCCAUGAAGAUGACAAGGGCCAAUUCUUGCAAGUCGUGCUUCCUGAUAGCUUCACACCUGGCUCUAUCUGCGUAAUCAAGACCUCGAUUGGCGAUAAAUCUGACAUUCUCAAGACUAUUACUACCAUGGACGAUCAUGUUGUCAAGGACCUAGACUUUUUGGCCACCAACGUGGUAUUGUACCGUUGUGAAAGCGAGGAAACGGACAGCACAGGCGGUGAUGGUGUCUACAAUGUCCCCAAUUAUGGCAAGUUGGUCUAUGCCGGUCUCCAGGGCUUCAUGUCUGUGCUCAACCCCAUCAUUGCCAACAACGAUCUGGGCCACCCUCUCUGCGACAACUUGCGUGCUGGUCACUGGGCUCUUGAUUACACUAUCCAUCGUCUCAAAGAGUAUCAGUCGCACUACCCUGCUCUAGAAGCCUUGAUUUCUUGGUUUGAAAAGCGUGCUACCUUGAUUAAAGAAGUACCUGAUUUCUUGGUCCCUAAAUACUUUGCCUUGAUCGUCAAGACAGCCUAUGACAAGGUCUAUGCACAUGCCUUGACAUUGAUGUCGCCUCUGGUGCAACACGGCGACACCUUUAUCAAGCAGUUAGCCAUGACCAGUGUACAGAUGCUGUGCCAAGUGCCCUCUGCUGGUCUCACACCUACUAAAUCCACACCCUCUUUGGCUGCUGGUCUACCUCAUUUCACUGUAGGCCAUAUGCGUGUCUGGGGACGUGAUGUCUGCAUCUCGCUUCGUGGUUUGCUCAUGGUCACUGGUCGUUUUGAAGAUGCCAAGAAGCACAUUAUCGCUUUUGCCGGAUCGCUUCGUCAUGGUUUGAUUCCUAAUCUCUUGGAUUCUGUUCGUCGCCCCCGUUACAACUCGCGUGAUUCUGCUUGGUUCUUUAUGCAGUCGAUCCAAGAUUACUAUAACUUGGCUCCUGACGGUAAAUCCAUCUUGGAAGCCGAGGUGCCCCGUCGUUUCCCCAAGGACGAUCGCUUUGUUGAAGUAGAAGAAGGCUACACGUACAGCAGUACCAUUGCUGAGAUCAUGCAGGAAGUGUUUGAACGUCAUGCCCGUGGUAUUCACUUUAGAGAACACAACGCUGGUAGACAAAUUGAUGAGCAAAUGACAGACAAGGGCUUCAACAUUGAUAUUGACGUGGACUGGAGCUCGGGUGUCUUGGUCGGUGGAAACAUCUGGAACUGUGGUACAUGGAUGGACAAGAUGGGCGAAAGUCCCAAGGCCAACAACAAGGGCUAUCCCGGCACACCUCGUGAUGGUGCUCCUGCUGAAAUCACCGGUCUCUUGAAGAGUUCGCUUCGUUGGGUCAACCAAUUGAUUGAGCGUGGUGAGUACAAAUGGAAGGGUGUCGAUCAUGUCAAGACAGACGACGGUGAAAAGACCAUCACAUUCAAGUACUGGAACGACCUCUUGCAAAAGAACUUUGAAAGAGUCUAUUAUGUGCCUCAAGAACCAUCUCAGGACAAGGACUAUGAUGUGAUUUCCAAAAUUGUCAACCGUCGUGGUAUCUACAAGGACGUCUACAAGGCCACUGAAGCCUACACCGAAUACCAGCUUCGCCCCAACUUGUUUGUCGCUAUGGCUGUUGCACCUGAACUCUUUGAUAAGGAGCAUGCCAAACAGUGCAUCCAACUCUGUCGUGAAGCCUUGUUGGGUCCUCUUGGUAUGCGUACACUGGAUCCUCUGGACCAACAAUACAAACCUUACUAUCAUAAUUCCGAAGACUCUGAGGAUUUCCAGACCUCCAAGGGCCGCAACUACCACCAAGGUCCUGAAUGGUUAUGGCCAUUGGGUUAUUAUCUUCGUGCUGCUCGUCAUUUCGAUGCACUUACAAACCAAGAGAUUGCUCGCAUCUUGCGUAAACAUCGUGAGUAUGUCAGCAAAGACCCCUGGUGUGGUCUUCCUGAGUUAACCAACAAGGAUGCUGAAUACUGUCAUGAUUCUUGUACCACACAGUCUUGGUCUGCUGCUACCUUAUUGGAUCUCUUUUAUGAUUUGAUUGAAGGUGGAGAGGAAUGUUAG
Messenger RNA from Mucor velutinosus, 4572 nucleotides. RefSeq lists its product as uncharacterized. The transcript is spliced from 7 exons. Gene Ontology annotation, molecular function: 4-alpha-glucanotransferase activity; amylo-alpha-1,6-glucosidase activity. The coding region runs from base 1 to 4572 and encodes 1523 amino acids. The record is from RefSeq and is a predicted model, not a curated record. Gene Ontology annotation, biological process: glycogen catabolic process; glycogen biosynthetic process. NCBI's taxonomy places the organism in Eukaryota, Fungi, Mucoromycota, Mucoromycetes, Mucorales, Mucoraceae.